This is a messenger RNA of Sphaerulina musiva SO2202, 1782 nucleotides long. RefSeq names its product glycoside hydrolase family 13 protein. Lineage: Eukaryota; Fungi; Ascomycota; Dothideomycetes; Mycosphaerellales; Mycosphaerellaceae. Gene Ontology annotation, molecular function: alpha-amylase activity. The transcript is spliced from 3 exons. The record is from RefSeq and is a predicted model, not a curated record. The coding region runs from base 1 to 1782 and encodes 593 amino acids. Gene Ontology annotation, biological process: oligosaccharide catabolic process.
AUGUCCGACACCUCCUCCUCCUCCUCGGACAGCUGGUGGAAAUCUGGCGUGGUGUACCAAAUCUAUCCAGCAAGUUUCCAAGACUCCAACGAUGAUGGAAUAGGAGAUCUUCAGGGCAUCACGCAACGUUUGCAAUAUAUCAAAGAUCUCGGCGCUACCAUCAUUUGGAUUUGUCCCAUGUAUGAUAGUCCACAGCAUGAUAUGGGCUACGACAUCCGCGACUACAAAAAAGUCUACGAACCCUACGGCAACAUCUCCGAUAUGACCACUCUCCUCUCGACCGCGCACUCCCUCGGUCUCAAAGUCCUCCUCGACCUCGUCAUCAACCACACCUCCAACGAACACGCCUGGUUCCGCGAAUCACGCUCCUCGCGGACCUCGCCCAAACGCGACUGGUACAUUUGGAAACCCGCACGCUACGACGCGCAAGGAAACCGGCACCCACCCAACAACUGGGGAUCAUAUUUCGGCGGCAGUACGUGGGAAUGGGACGACUUGACACAAGAAUACUAUCUCCAUCUCUUCGCCAAAGAACAGCCCGAUUUCAAUUUCGAAACCGCCGAAGCGCGAAAAGCGUUAUAUGCCGAUUCGAUUGAAUUCUGGUUGAAUUUAGGCGUCGAUGGUUUUCGCGUCGAUACUUGUUCGUUGUAUAGUAAAAAUCAAAAUUUCCCUGAUGCGCCCAUUCGUGACCCUGCAGAGGAAUUUCAACAUGCGGGUGCAACGGUGAAUCAUGGAGCGCGAAUUCAUGAAUUCAUGAAGGAAAUGGGAGAGAUUAUUUCGCGAUAUGAUGCCAUGACGGUGGGAGAGUGUGGGAAUGCGGGCGAGGUGGAACAUACGUUGAAAUAUGUUUCUGCGAAGGAAAGGGAGUUGAGUAGUGUGUUUUUGUUUGAUGUUGUCAAUGUGGGACAUGGGAGACCGAAUCGGUAUACGGUGCCGCCGCGCUCGUGGGAUCUUCCGACGUUGAUGGGUGCGAUUGAGACGACGCAGCGCGUCUUUUUGGGCACGGAUGGGUGGACGACGACGUUUUUUGAAAAUCAUGAUAUGGCGAGGAGUAUUUCGCGGUUUGGAGAUGAUAGUACCCCGGAGGCGUGGAGUGCUUCGGGGAAAAUGUUGGCGGUGAUGCAGGCGACGUUGUCGGGGACCAUGUAUAUUUAUCAAGGUCAAGAAAUCGGCAUGAUAAACAUCCCCCUCACCUGGCCCAUUCCCUCCGAAUACAAAGACAUCGAAUCCCAACGCUGGUACGACUUUCUCCACCAACAAUUUGCCAGCCACAAAGACCCCUCCAAACUCGCCCUCGGAAUCCUCUCCAUGCAACAUCUCGCACGCGACAAUUCCCGCACCCCGAUGCAAUGGACACCAGAUCUCCCCAACGCCAGAUUCACCGGCGAACACGUCAAACCGUGGAUGCGAGUGAAUGAUGGCGCGGCGACCAAGGAGAGGAUUAAUGUUGCUUGUCAAGAAGGGGUGGAAGGCUCGGUGUUGGAGUUUUGGAAGAGGAUGUUGCGGAUGCGGGCGGAGAGGAAAGAGGUGUUUGUGUUUGGGGAGAUGGAGUUGUUGGAGCAGGAGAGGAAUAAUGAGAAGGUGAUGGCGUUUGUGAAGAAGUCGUUGUCGGGGGAUCUUGUGGCGUUGGUGUUGUGUAAUUUCACGGGGGAGACGCAACCCCUUCCGCAUUAUGAGAUGGCGGGCGAGAGGGAGGUUUUGGUCUGUAGUGUGGAGGAGCCGCAAGAGAACGUGUUGAUGCCGUGGGAAGGUCGUGUCGUUUUGAUCAAGAGCAAGAAGUAA